This is a messenger RNA of Brassica rapa (field mustard), 2480 nucleotides long. RefSeq lists its product as uncharacterized. NCBI's taxonomy places the organism in Eukaryota, Viridiplantae, Streptophyta, Magnoliopsida, Brassicales, Brassicaceae. The record is from RefSeq and is a predicted model, not a curated record.
UCUCUCUCUCUCUCUUUCACUUAAUGAUGUAAAUCGAUCUUUAUUCGUCCGUGAAGUAAGUCAACCUAGUUAGUUUGCUUCAUUCACACUUCAAAUCUCCUUCUCAACAACCCUUCUCUGUCGACAAUGCUAGUAUGGCUCAAUAUAGACAAUCCGGAACCGAGAGAUUCAACGGUCGCGUCGGCGGCAGUUACCCUCACAACGGCGCAUCUUCUUCUGAGCAUAUAGCGAUCGGGAUCCGGAACGGCGUGGGAGGAGCGACUCAGCACGGGAAGACUAAUCGGUGGAGGCGAUCCGUAGUACGACCAGAGAGGAUUCGUCGCCUUGGAAUCGGCUCUGUAGUCUUCGUCAUCUGCCUUGUGCUCGUUCUCACUGUUCUAGCCUACUAUUACAUCUCUGGCUUUACUAACAGUGGCUACGAUGAUAAAGAUUCUUACGAGGGUGAUUUUCUGGCGAAUGUGACGAGAAUUGACCCUGAGAAGGUGCUUGAGUUUGGUCAGGGGUCAGUGGUUCAUGGACGAGACUCGAGAUAUUGGGAUAAGGAUGACAGACGACGGGAUGAUGACUAUAAUGAAGAUGAUGGAGUAGAGCAUCUAUCUCAAGAUAAACAUGUUGUUGCUCAAGUGACAAAGGUUCCUGUGAAGGGGAAUGUGGGUUUCUACAAUGAAGCUGGACGGAACGAAUUAAACAAAUAUGAAGCCGAGUAUCAAGCUUCCCUUGUCAACGGUGGUGGUGGUGGGGAUCACGAGGCUCUCGAUGUGGACCCUAAUGACGAUGAUGCCAUUGAUUCUCAAGGGGAUGAAUACGUUGAUUCCGGGCAUGACGAGGAUGAUACGCAUAAAGAGAAGAAGCCCACCGAGGUUCUGAGCAAGGAUCAUACUGAGGAAAAGGAUUCUUCGAAAAGGCCACUUGAGGAUUCUUCUCUUGUUAGUACGGGUGCUAAGUCCGGGAAAAAAUCACGAUCUGAUACAAAAAGAAGAGGUCGAGGCCGCAGAUCUUCAGGUGCAUCUUGUGAUAUGAAGCUGUUGAAUUCUAGUCAACCAAUAGUGGAGCCCUUGAAUACUCGAAAAUCUGCUAGGUUCUCCUUACAGUACAUAGAUAAUGAAGAUAAACCCGAUGGGGAAGAACAGUGGGAGCCUAGGUUUGCAGGUCAUCAGAGUUUACAGGAGCGGGAAGCUUCCUUUUUCGUUCAAGACAAGAAAAUUCAUUGUGGUUUUGUCAAAGCUCCCAAAGGAUCUCCAACCACUGGGUUUGACUUGACAGAAGAUGAUACUAAUUAUAUCAGUAGAUGCCACAUUGCUGUUAUCUCAUGCAUCUUUGGCAAUUCUGAUCGCUUGAGGCCUCCUGCCAAUAAAAUGAUAAGUCGGUUGUCAAGAAAAAAUGUCUGCUUCAUUGUGUUCGUGGACGAGAUUACCAUGCAAACACUUUCUGCAGAAGGCAAUGCUCCAGACCGAGCAGGAUUCAUUGGUUUGUGGAAGUUGGUUGUUGUGAAGAAUCUUCCUUACGCAGAUAUGCGGAGGGUAGGAAAAAUACCAAAACUGUUGCCACACCGACUUUUUCCAUCAGCUAGGUACUCAAUCUGGUUAGACAGCAAGUUGCGACUUCAGUUGGAUCCUCUACUCAUUCUGGAGUACUUCCUAUGGCGUAAAGGUCACGAGUAUGCUAUAUCCAAUCACUAUGACCGCCAUUGUUUAUGGGAAGAGGUUGCACAAAACAAGAAGCUGAACAAGUACAAUCAUACUGUUAUAGAUCAACAGUUUGAGUUUUACAAGGCUGACGGGCUGACCAGAUUCAAUGCUUCAGAUCCGUUUAAGCUUCUUCCUAGCAAUGUUCCAGAGGGGUCUUUCAUUGUACGUGCACAUACUCCCAUGUCGAACCUAUUCUCGUGUCUUUGGUACAACGAAGUGGAACGCUUCACUCCUCGUGACCAGCUGAGUUUUGCCUAUACUUACCAGAAACUAAGAAGGAUGAAUCCUGACAAACCAUUUAAUCUUCACAUGUUCAAGGACUGCGAGAGAAGAAAGAUUGCAAAGUUGUUCCGACACAGAUCAGAGGAGAAGCGAAACCUUAUACAAGCAGCACUACAACAAUAAACGACCCGAACAUCUUUUUUUUUCUAAAAUCUGUCCUGUAUAUUACUUGUUGGUUUCUCUACUUCCAUAUUACACAGUGUCACUUGGAGAAAAGCCACGUUUCUUUGCUCCUGGGGACUUCAAAACUUCUUUACGUUGGAUCGAGUAUGUUGCUUGGAGGCGAGAGCCAGAUGAGGUAUACGAAAACAAUGUGAGGUGAUUUGUAGUGUAGCGCGACGUUUUAAGAGUUGAAACUUUGAAAGAAGAAGAAGAAGAAAAGCUUUGAUUAGAUUCGAUUUCAUGAGAAGAGGGUCCUCGAUUUUUAUUCAAUUCAUUGCUUUGUUUUUGUCUGUAUCACUAUCAUGCAACCAAUUUAUCCCCUUAAAAAAAUAUAAUACAUUGAUUAUA